Messenger RNA from Peromyscus leucopus (white-footed mouse), 3135 nucleotides. RefSeq names its product leucine zipper and EF-hand containing transmembrane protein 1 (gene Letm1). Gene Ontology annotation, molecular function: calcium ion binding; ribosome binding. Gene Ontology annotation, biological process: intracellular monoatomic cation homeostasis. NCBI's taxonomy places the organism in Eukaryota, Metazoa, Chordata, Mammalia, Rodentia, Cricetidae. The transcript is spliced from 14 exons. The record is from RefSeq and is a predicted model, not a curated record. Gene Ontology annotation, cellular component: mitochondrial inner membrane. Bases 181 to 2397 code for a protein of 738 amino acids.
CGCCUCGGGACGUCUGUGCCGGGACAUGGCCGCUACCGGUACCAGGAUCCUGAGCUGAGCGCCGGCUGCCGGAGCCAACCACUGCCGUCAAUCGCCUGCGCGGGCCGGGCCCGGGCGCCGGGACGGCGAGGAGCUGCCGAGGAAGCGGAGGCAGCCGUAGAACGCCGCCGCGGCGGACGCAUGGCGUCCAUCUUGCUCAGGAGCUGCCGCGGCCGGGGCCCUGCCCGCCUCGCGGCGCCCCGCGCCGCCUCCCCGCGGGGUAAUCUGAGGGAUCGAGCUUGUCUCAGUUGUACCAGGACCGUGAGGUUGAUAAGCCAUGAGAAAGUUCUAUCUCGUUGUUGUACUCCAGCCAACCCUGUGUACCUCUGCUUCAAAGGUGAGCCCCUCAGCUGUUGGACUCAGAGGCCCGAGUGCCAGGGCACCGUUGCAAGGGCAACAUGGACACCUGCCUCUGCAAGAUUGGUUGUCACAGGGCCUCAGUACCUCCCUGUGCGCAGCUGGCACUCAUCACCUCCCCUAGGAGAGGACUCUAUGAUAGAGAAGUCCCUAAAGUCCUUAAAGGACAAAAAUAAGAAGCUGGAAGAGGGUGGCCCCGUGUACAGCCCGCCAGCUCAGGUGGUAGUGAAGAAGUCCCUGGGGCAGAAGAUACUGGAUGAGCUGAAGCACUACUACCAUGGCUUCCGCCUGCUCUGGAUCGACACCAAGAUAGCUGCCCGCAUGCUGUGGCGCAUCCUCAAUGGCCAUACGCUGACCCGCCGGGAGCGCAGGCAGUUUCUCCGGAUUUGUGCAGACCUCUUCCGCCUAGUGCCCUUCCUGGUGUUCGUGGUGGUACCCUUCAUGGAAUUCCUGCUGCCUGUAGUUGUGAAGCUCUUUCCCAACAUGCUGCCAUCCACAUUUGAAACCCAGUCCAUCAAGGAGGAAAGGCUGAAGAAAGAGCUUCGGGUAAAGCUGGAGCUAGCCAAGUUUCUCCAGGACACCAUAGAGGAAAUGGCCCUGAAGAACAAGGCCGCCAAGGGAAAUGCCACCAAAGAUUUCUCUGCAUUUUUCCAGAAGAUCCGGGAGACAGGGGAGAGACCCAGCAAUGAGGAGAUCAUGCGUUUUUCCAAAUUAUUUGAGGAUGAGCUGACUCUGGAUAACCUCACGAGGCCUCAGCUGGUAGCACUGUGCAAGCUGCUAGAACUUCAGUCCAUCGGCACCAACAACUUCCUGCGUUUCCAGCUCACCAUGCGGCUGCGGUCCAUAAAGGCUGAUGACAAACUGAUUUCUGAGGAAGGAGUGAACAGUCUGAAUGUCAAGGAAUUGCAGGCAGCAUGUCGAGCACGAGGCAUGCGAGCACUUGGUGUCACAGAAGACCGUCUGAAGGACCAACUGAAUCAGUGGCUCGACUUGCAUCUCCAUCACGAGAUCCCCACAUCAUUGCUCAUACUGUCCCGGGCCAUGUACCUCCCAGACACCCUCUCACCUGCUGACCAGCUCAAGUCCACCUUGCAGACCCUUCCAGAAAUCGUGGCAAAGGAGGCGCAGGUGAAAGUGGCAGAGGUGGAGGGCGAACAGGUAGACAACAAGGCGAAGCUGGAGGCCACCCUGCAGGAAGAGGCUGCCAUCCAGCAAGAACACCUGGAAGAGCUGCAGAGAGCUGCCACGGCUGUGAAGCACGUCCAGCCAGAAGUAGUGGAAGCCACCGUUCCUGGGAGGCCGGGGGCUGAGCUUCAGCCAGAGGUGCCUGAUGUGAUCCUGUCCUCAGAGGAACUGAAGGAUACGGCACCUGUGCUGGAGGGUUUGAAGGGUGAAGAGAUAACCAAGGAGGAAAUUGACAUCCUCAGUGAUGCCUGCUCUAAGCUACAGGAACAGAAGAAGUCCCUGACCAAGGAGAAGGAGGAGCUGGAGCUGCUGAAAGAGGAUGUCCAGGACUACAGUGAGGACUUACAAGAGAUCAAAAAGGAACUUUCAAAGACGGGUGAUGAGAAAAUCAUAGAAGAAUCCAAAGCUAGCAAGAGGCUGACAAAGCGAGUCCAGCAGAUGAUCGGGCAGAUCGAUGGCCUGAUUGCGCAGCUGGAGACCAGUGAACAGAAUGGCAAGCUGGGCCCCCAGGAGAGCUCUCCGACAGGGGAGAGUGUCGUCAGUGUCGGUGAGCUCAUCAGCGCCAUGAAGCAGAUCAAGCACAUUCCAGAACACAAGCUGAUCAGUUUGGCCUCAGCCCUGGAUGAAAACAAGGACGGCAAUAUCAACAUCGAUGACCUUGUUAAGGUAAUCGACUUGGUGGACAAAGAAGAUGUUCAGAUCUCUACCACCCAAGUAGCCGAAAUUGUGGCCACACUGGAGAAGGAGGAAAUGGUGGAAGAGAAGGAAAAGGCCAAGGAAAAGGCUGAGAAAGAGGCCGCAGAAGUGAAGAACUAGACCUGCCUGGCUUUGGGAUCCACAGGCUCUGCCUUCCUCAUGCUACACCAGCCACAGUGGGGAUGACACAAGAGUGAUUGCUUUGAGGUGAUUCUUAGUGGCCAAUCUAAUAUUUUGUCUGGAAUAAAUCAGAAACUUCCAUAAUCAAGCAAUUUUUAAUUUUCAUCAUUCCAUGAAGAUUCAGUCAGGCUGGAGCCUUAGAGCCCUCUGGGUGAUUGUGUUUGGACUCAUGCUAUGGUGCGGUACUACAUGGCCCUAACCCUUGGGUUAAAGGUACAGCCACCAGUAGGAUCAUAGCCUCAAACUAACCCUAGCUCCAAAGGUAGCUUGGGUCAGGCUGGGUAGGAAAGCAUUUCCCUGUUUAUGUCCUUACUUGCUCAGGGUCUGGCCAAGCCUCUGUCCCUUGAGAGGAGCAUGAGAACCAAGUGGACUCCCAGCAGCGGUGUGGAGCCAAAUGUAUGUGCCUGCAUUUCCUCAGAGGCCUUGGGAUAGGAGUUAGGCAGACACGGAUGCAGGCUCUGCGAUGAAGACCCUGGAGUCAGUCUGCGGACCUGGGAUGCCUAAAUGCCAGUGUACAUAGAUCUGUAUGCUCACACCUCCACAGCUGUGUCUUAACCACUGGUCCCUAACAGCAGUGUCUGCUUUGUAUGGAUUCUGAAGCCUGUUGACUGGAGCCUUCUCAGUUUACCAUUGGUCUCCACCUAAUUCUUUAACUGACUAGUAAAUUUUCACACAUGA